ACUAUAUAAUUCUUAAAAUUAACCUUCAAAAUUAAAGCUUAACCCGACCUACAUAUUCUACUCAUGCAAUUCAUGAUUUUUAUGAAUAAAAAUGUUAAAUAGGAAACGUUUUAUCUUAUCAAAGUUAAAACUAAAAGGACUGUGCUAUUGUCGAUUACUUUCAACACAAACAAAUGUGGGUGAAAUAGAAGUGCCUUUUUCAAAUGGAACAACAUUGAAAUUGUCAACGGGACGCUAUGCAAGGUUUGCAGAUGGGGCAUGUGUGGCCACAUUGGGAAACACCAGCGUGUUGGCCACCGUGGUUGCAAAGGCCAAGGCCAGUGCAGCCUCCUUUCUACCUCUUGUAGUUGACUACAGACAGAAGGCAGCAGCUGCAGGACGCAUACCCACCAAUUUUCUUCGGAGAGAGCUGGGGCCCACGGAGCGUGAGAUCUUGACAUCGCGGCUAGUGGAUCGCUCGGUGCGACCGCUCUUCCCGCAGGACUUCACGAGCGACACGCAGCUGGCGUGCAACACGCUCGCAGUCGACGGCACCAACCCGCCCGAGACGGUCGCCAUCAAUGCGGCCAGCGCCGCCCUCGCUCUAUCCGACGUUCCCUGGGAUGGACCUAUCGGGGCGGUUAGGUUGGGACAGAUAGACAACGAGCUGAUCGUGAACCCGACGCGGCGCGAGCUGGAGCGCUCCAGUCUGAACCUGGUGGUUGCGGCGGCCAGCGGGAAUCUGGUGGUGAUGCUCGAAGGCGGCGCCAACGACGUGCUGCAGCAGGACCUGCUCAAGGCCAUCAAACUAGGUGCGAAGGAGGCGCAGCACGUGGUGCGCGCCAUCGAGCGGCUGGCGAGCGCGCACGGCAAGCGCAAGCGCGCGUACGCCGCGCCCCCGCAGCUGCCCGGAGACGUCGCGGACGCCCUGCGCGCGCUCUGCACCAUGAAGAUACGCGAGAUCCUCAGCGACUUCAGCCACGACAAGACGUCGCGCGACGCGGCGCUGGCCGAGCUGCGGCAGACGGCGGUGGCGCAGCUGCGCGACGCCGGCGACCCCGCCCUCCUCGUCGACUGCUUCAACGCCCACCUGCGACAGACCUUCCGCGACCUCAUCUUCGAGACCGACGUGCGCUGCGACGGCCGCGCGCUCGACGAGCUCAGGAAGAUCAACUGCGAGGUGUCGCUGUACGAGCCGCUGCACGGCAGCGCACUGUUCCAGCGCGGGCAGACGCAGGUGCUGUGUACUGUGGCCUUCGACUCGCCCGACAGCGCGCUCAAGCUGGACCCCCUCACCGCCAUCACCAGCGGCACCAAAGAGAAGAGCUUCUUCCUGCACUACGAGUUUCCGUCGUACGCGACGGGCGAGGUGGGCGGGGCGCGCGGGGCGGGGCCGGCGCGGCGCGAGGCGGGGCACGGCGCGCUGGCGGAGCGCGGCCUGGCCCCCGUCGUGCCCCACCAGCCCUACACCGUGCGCCUCACCGCUGAGGUGCUCGAGUCCAACGGCUCCAGCUCCAUGGCGUCGGUGUGCGGCGGCUCGCUGGCGCUGCUGGACGCGGGCGUGGCGCUGAGCGCUCCGGCCGCGGGCGUUGCAGUCGGCCUCGUGUCGCGCUACCAGGACGGCGCGCUGUGCGACUACCGCAUCCUCACCGACCUGCUGGGCAUCGAGGACUACAUGGGCGACAUGGACUUCAAGGUGGCGGGCACGAAGCGCGGCGUGACCGCGCUGCAGGCGGACGUGAAGACGGCCGGCCUGCCGCUCAAGGUGGUCAUGGAGGCCGUGCAGCGCGCCUGCGACGCCAAGGCGCGCGUCAUCGACAUCAUGAACAAGUGCAUCGACCGGCCCAGGCAGGACCGCAAGGAGAGCCUGCCGGUGACGGAGGAGCUGACGGUGGAGCCGCACGAGCGCUCGCGGGUGCUGGGCCCCGCCGGCAUCAACCUGAAGCGGCUGUACGUGGAGACGGGGGUGCAGCUGAGCGCGCUGGACGAGCGCCGGUUCUCGGUGUUCGCGCCGAACGCGGCCGCGCUGGCGGAGGCGCGGGCGCGGCUGGCGGGCUGGCUGAGCGCCGAGCGCGCGCCCGACCUGGAGUUCGGGGCGGUGUACACGGCGCGGGUGGUGGAGCUGCGCGACUGCGGGGUGAUGGUGUCGCUGCACGCCGCGCUGCCGCCCGCGCUGCUGCACAACUCGCAGCUCGACCACCGCAAGGUGCAGCACCCGUCGGCGCUGGGGCUGGCGGUGGGCUCGGAGAUCCACGUGAAGUACUUCGGCCGCGACCCGGUGUCGGGACAGAUACGUCUGUCGCGCAAGGUGCUGACGUCACCGCCGCCCGCCACACCGCGCAAACUGGACAGGAGCAGUUAGCGGCGCACAUCGCGACCUCGCGACCUCACGACCUCACGACCCCACGACCACGCAUCUGACGUUCGCUCCGGAGACAAAAGAUUGCAAAUUCCAAGAUAGUGAAUAAAUUAAAUGUGUAAAUAAUAA
Messenger RNA from Papilio machaon (common yellow swallowtail), 2467 nucleotides. It is a transcript of the gene PNPase, whose product is annotated as polyribonucleotide nucleotidyltransferase 1, mitochondrial. NCBI's taxonomy places the organism in Eukaryota, Metazoa, Arthropoda, Insecta, Lepidoptera, Papilionidae. The transcript is spliced from 12 exons. Bases 92 to 2341 code for a protein of 749 amino acids. The record is from RefSeq and is a predicted model, not a curated record. Gene Ontology annotation, cellular component: mitochondrion; cytosol. Gene Ontology annotation, biological process: mitochondrial mRNA catabolic process; mitochondrial RNA 3'-end processing. Gene Ontology annotation, molecular function: RNA binding; 3'-5'-RNA exonuclease activity; polyribonucleotide nucleotidyltransferase activity.